Molecule: messenger RNA, 1494 nt
Organism: Nerophis lumbriciformis (worm pipefish)
Lineage: Eukaryota; Metazoa; Chordata; Actinopteri; Syngnathiformes; Syngnathidae
Source: RefSeq, a predicted model, not a curated record
AUGACGCGGCUCUUCCUGCUUUUGACAAUGCUCCUCGUCUCUGGCAGCAUCCAGAUGUCCCCCGCUGUCACGAUGGAUAAGCUGCAAGAGAGCUGGAAGUUGUACAUGGACGAGUGCGAGCACAACAACAGCAGAGCUCCACCCAGCACUGUGCUUGUGUGCAACAGAACAUUCGACAAGUACGCCUGUUGGCCCGACGGACUGCCCAACACGACAGUCAGCGUGUCGUGUCCGUGGUUUCUGCCGUGGUACCAUAAAGUUCAGCAUGGACUGGUGUACCAAGACUGUGAUGCUAAUGGCCAGUGGCUUACUAAGAACACCAGCGAGUGUGACUCCAGCGGGCCCAGUCAGCAGUACUAUGGGCACAUUCGGAUCAUGUACACAGUGGGAUAUUCCUUGUCAUUGGUGGCUCUGGUAUUGGCCCUAAGCAUUCUUAUAUUUUUCAGGAAGCUGCACUGCAUGAGAAACAACAUCCACAUGAACCUGUUUGCGUCCUUCAUCCUGCGAGCAUUGUCUAUUCUUAUUAAAGACGCCCUGAUGGAGGCCAACAUCACAUCCCAGGACUUGAGUUGGGACCAAGAGCAAGGGUUCUCCCGGGCCUCUCUGUCACCCGUGGACUUGCUAGUUGACAAUGAGAUUACUGUCAGCUGUCGCGUCGCAGCGGUGAUGAUGCAGUACAGCAUCUUGGCCAACAGCUACUGGCUCCUGGUUGAGGGCAUCUACCUCCACAACCUGCUUGUCAUCACCGUGUUUACAGAGAGGAACUACUUCCAGAUCUACUUGUGCAUCGGCUGGGGCACACCGUUAUUAUUCCUUGUUCCCUGGGUGAUUGCGAAAUACCUCUACGAGAAUCACGAGUGCUGGGGCCAGAAUAUAAACAUGAGCUACUGGUGGAUUAUACGCUCCCCCAUAUUGGUGGCAGUUGUGAUCAACUUCCUGAUCUUCAUCCACAUCAUCAAAAUUCUCGUGUCCAAAUUGAGAGCCCAUCAAAUGAGAUACACGGAUUACAAAUUCAGGUUGGCCAAGUCGACUCUCACCCUUAUCCCUCUGCUGGGCAUCCAUCAGGUGGUCUUCAUUUAUGUAACGGAUGAAGCCACUGAAACUACCAUCGGGCUGCGGCUCACUAAGCUGGUCAUUGACCUUUUCUUCUCCUCCUUCCAGGGUCUCCUGGUGGCCAUCUUGUACUGCUUCGUCAAUAAAGAGGUUCAGUCGGAGGUCCUGAAAAAGUGGAAGCGCUGGAAGCUGGGUCGAAACAUCGAGGAGGAAUACCGCCAUACGUACAGCAACACGCCCAACACCAAGACGGCCAGUCUGCUCAACCACGUUUCCCAGCGGCUGCCCCAGCACGAGCAAUCGAUGCCCGUCUGCGGCCCCGAGGAGUGGCACGCCCUGGUGGCCAACGGCAAGGCGGCGGGUCCGCUUGGAACCCAACCAGUGGAGGAUGUGAGCCUUCUUGACAAGGCCAAAAACGAGAACGCCGAGAGCAACCACUGA